AUGUCCGGCUCCAAAAGCUCGAGCCCCCCGGGCUACGCAGCGCAGACGACUGCGGCGGCGCGGGCAGGCGCGGAGCACCGCUCGGCGUGGGGAGAGGCCGACUCCCGCGCCAAUGGCUUCCCCCACGCCCCCGGGGGCUCGGGCCGCGGCGGCUCCACCAAGACGCCCCGGGGAGCAGUGACCGCGCAGCAGCUCCCGCGCCUGGCGGGCCGCUGGCGCUGCGGCGGCGACGACGACGACCCUCCGCUGAGCGGCGACGACCCCCUGGUCGGGGGCUUCGGCUUCAGCUUCCGCUCCAAGUCCGCCUGGCAGGAGCGCGGCGGCGACGACUGCGGCCGAGGCAGCCGGAGACAGCGGCGGGGCGCGGCCGGCGGGGGCAGCACCCGGGCGCCCCCUGCGGGCAGCGGCGGCGGAGGCCCGGCGGCGGCGGCCGCGGCAGGCGGGACGGAGGUGCGCCCCCGCUCGGUGGAGCUGGGCCUGGACGAGCGGCGGGGCAAGGGCCGCGCAGCCGACGACCUGGAGGCCCGGGCCGUCGAGGGGGACGAGGGGGCCGGGGAUGGCGGCAGCUCGACGGGCUCGGACUCGGGCCCGGGAGCGGUGCUGUCUCUGGGCGCCUGCUGCCUGGCGCUGCUGCAGAUCUUCCGCUCCAAGAAGUUCCCAUCGGACAAGCUGGAGCGACUGUACCAGCGCUACUUCUUCCGCCUGAACCAGAGCAGCCUCACCAUGCUCAUGGCCGUGCUGGUGCUCGUGUGCCUCGUCAUGCUGGCCUUCCACGCCGUGCGGCCCCCGCUCCAGCUGCCUUACCUGGUGGUGCUGGCAGCCGCCGUGGGUGUGAUCCUCAUCAUGGCGGUACUCUGCAACCGCGCAGCCUUUCACCAGGACCACAUGGGUCUGGCCUGCUACGCGCUCAUCGCCGUGGUGCUGGCGGUGCAGGUGGUGGGCUUGCUGCUGCCCCAGCCGCGCAGCGCCUCCGAGGGAAUCUGGUGGACAGUGUUCUUCAUCUACACCAUCUACACACUGCUGCCCGUGCGCAUGCGGGCCGCGGUGCUCAGCGGAGUUCUUCUGUCUGCCCUCCACCUGGCCAUAGCUUUGCGCACCAACGCCCAGGACCAGUUCCUGCUCAAGCAGGUCCUCUUUCAUCAUCAUGUUCCAGGAACUGAAAACUUGCCCCCGCCCCAGAGUCUUCCUUUACAGUACACCAUAUCCAGUCCAAGUUCGGCUUUGUGUUUUCCCUUCUGAUAAGAACACUUUAUAGUCACAGGUACCUGGUCCUCACUUUUCCUGGUCAUCAUUCCUCCAUCUCCUUGAAUCCAGCUUGUCCCAAACUAGCAUUCAUCAUCAUCACUUAAGGUGUAUCUGCUUUGUCAGAAUCGGUUCUCUUUC
Molecule: messenger RNA, 1383 nt
Organism: Erinaceus europaeus (western European hedgehog)
Lineage: Eukaryota; Metazoa; Chordata; Mammalia; Eulipotyphla; Erinaceidae
Product: adenylate cyclase type 5-like
Exons: 3
Coding region: 1-1239 (412 amino acids)
Biological process (GO): adenylate cyclase-activating G protein-coupled receptor signaling pathway; adenylate cyclase-inhibiting G protein-coupled receptor signaling pathway; cAMP biosynthetic process
Molecular function (GO): adenylate cyclase activity
Source: RefSeq, a predicted model, not a curated record